This is a messenger RNA of Cadophora gregata, 945 nucleotides long. RefSeq lists its product as uncharacterized. NCBI's taxonomy places the organism in Eukaryota, Fungi, Ascomycota, Leotiomycetes, Helotiales, Ploettnerulaceae. Bases 202 to 945 code for a protein of 247 amino acids. Gene Ontology annotation, molecular function: oxidoreductase activity, acting on paired donors, with incorporation or reduction of molecular oxygen; monooxygenase activity; heme binding. The record is from RefSeq and is a predicted model, not a curated record. The transcript is spliced from 2 exons.
AAGACCCUCAUGAGAUCUGGGAUCCAGUAUAACAAGAUAAGGAUGUUUCACGCUCGGUGAAGUCCGUUGGUCGUGUCGUCUGGAACUGCAUUUGGCAAUAAAGGUCAGCAACAUGCUCAGUAUCAUUUGUUCCAGACAAGUACUUCGACCAGCCCUCAACGUCCAAAAAUAAGAAGUCGUUGUAUUGCAAACGUUGCUAUCAUGGUGAAUUCUGUUUUCAGCACAGCCUUCUACAAUAUCUACUUCCAACCACUUUCCGCAUUUCCCGGCCCUCCUACUAUCCAGAGCCCUCUACGCUCCCUUCCUCCACUAUAUGCUCAUGGGCCGUCUUGCCCACACUGUCAAAGGAUCUACACGAUCACUAUGGCCCGUGGUUCGCAUCAGUCCCUUCUGAACUGUCGUUCACCGACCUUUCCGUAUGGACAGCUAUUUACCAAAACAAAGCUUUCAUGCGACCUUCCUGGUAGUGGGGAAACCUCCUGGUUUCCAUGUAGGCAGUUUGAUUUCUGCUUUACUGGAGACCAUGCGCAGUUUGGGAAAGUGCUUGCUCCGGCUUUCCCGGAGAAGGCUAUUGCUUUGUAUGAGCCAAUUGUCAGCAUUUACGUUGAUAGUUUGGUUAGCAAGUUCGAGCAGGAAGUUGAGAAUGGUUCUGUAGCGCGGGUGGUUGAUAUCGUGCCUUGGGUUAAUUGCACUACAUCAGACAUCAUCAGUAAUCUCGGAUGGGGAUUAUCGAUUCGCUGUCUGGAGCAGCAGAAUUAUCACCCAUGGGUUACAGUCGUUCUCCAUUUUGAAGCUAUGAUAGUGACUGCAGCGCGGAGCUGCUAUCCCACCCCCAAGAAACUGGUAUCGCACAUCACGCCGAAAUCAGCACUUGCCGGACCCAACUUGGUAUUGUCCCCUUUGGAAGCGAACGUUAAAUCACGACUGCACCGAAAGACAAAUUGA